Molecule: messenger RNA, 291 nt
Organism: Rodentolepis nana
Lineage: Eukaryota; Metazoa; Platyhelminthes; Cestoda; Cyclophyllidea; Hymenolepididae
Source: the annotation of a GenBank genome assembly
AUGGCUCUGGGUAAACGUUCUGCAAUACGACUUCCUCCAGAAGUUAAUCGUAUCUUGCUCGUUAAAAACUUACCAUACAACAUAUCGGCCGAGGAAAUGUAUGAUCUCUUCGGAAAGUAUGGAGCUAUUCGUCAGAUCAGAGUAGGUAAUACUCCAGAAACAAAGGGAACCGCGUUGGUAGUUUACGAAGAUAUCUUCGAUGCUAAAAAUGCCUGCGAUCAUCUCAGUGGCUUUAACGUUUGUAAUCGUUAUCUGGUUGUCCUUUAUUAUCAACGCAAUAAGGUUAGUUGA